Hemibagrus wyckioides is the source of this 2724-nucleotide messenger RNA. RefSeq names its product N-terminal EF-hand calcium binding protein 2 (gene necab2). Gene Ontology annotation, cellular component: cytoplasm. NCBI's taxonomy places the organism in Eukaryota, Metazoa, Chordata, Actinopteri, Siluriformes, Bagridae. Gene Ontology annotation, biological process: regulation of amyloid precursor protein biosynthetic process. Gene Ontology annotation, molecular function: calcium ion binding. Bases 34 to 1320 code for a protein of 428 amino acids. The record is from RefSeq and is a predicted model, not a curated record. The transcript has 13 exons.
AGCGCGCAGCAUGAACGCAGCGCGGCAAAGAGGAUGUGCGAGCAAGCGGCGCGCUACUGCAGGGACGGCGUCCACAAGCUGCUCUACAAGGACCAAGCCAAGCUGCGGGCGCAGGACAGCGGCGAGCAAACUAGAUUCCCCGCGCAAAACAGCGAGACCGCGACGGCCGCGCAGCCCGGGAACGGCGGCUCACAGCCCGGCGCCAUAGACGGGCUUGUGCGCUGGAUCGUCACCAAGAUGAGCGACAACAAGAGCAUCUCGACGCGCGAGUACGGCAAGGAGGAAGCUGCCGUGGCGCAAGAGCAAUUCUUCGCUCCGGAGCCGCGCAAAGGCAUUUCAGUCAUCCUAGACAUAUUCCGGAGAGCUGAUAAAGAUGAUGAUGGAAAGCUUUCCCUGGAUGAGUUCCAGGCCUUCUUCUCAGACGGCACCCUGAAUGAAGAGGAACUGGAGAAUCUUUUCCAUACCAUUGAUUCUGAUAACACCAGUAAUGUUGACACUAAGGAACUUUGUGACUACUUUGCCAAGCACAUGGGAGACUAUGAAGGUGUGCUUGCAUCCCUGGAGACUCUCAACCUUUCCAUCCUCAAAGCCAUGGAUUUCACCAAGAAGGUCUAUGAAAGAGGAACUAAUAUUGAGCAGUUUGUGACUCGCUUCCUGCUGAAGGAAUCAGCCAAUCAAAUCCAGUCCUUGCUCAACUCUGUGGAGAGCGCAGUGGAUGCUAUUGAUGAACAGCAUUGUCCUCCAGGAUCUUACCACAGUAAGAGCAGUCCACGUGUUCCUGAAAGGCACAAUGAAGCUCCGGUGCCAGACUAUCCACCAAAUAACAGACUUAGUGCCAAGGACAGCAUGAGGAAUCUGAAUGUGGGCUCAGGACCUGUCGAGGUGAGGAAAGAAGGCCUGGAAAUGCAGAUCAACCGUCUAGCUGAACUGAUUGGACGCCUGGAGAACAAGACAGUCUGGUUUGACCUGCAUCAGCGGCUUACUGACACUGAUGGUACAGCUAGCGCAUCCCUUCACCUGAUUCGCCAAGAGAUGAAGGUAUCCCAGAAGCAGCUGGGAGAGUUCUGUGAGGCUCUGAAGCAGUAUCUCAAGAAUGUCUCUGCCCAGAGGGACUGUUUCCAUGUGACUGCAGUGCGGCUUCCUGACGGACUCUCUUUCGUUGUGUAUGAGUUCUGGGAUGGGGAGGAGGAAUGGAAAAGACACCUUCAGAGUGCAGCCUGCAAGGCCUUCCAGCAUGUGAAAGUGGACACGCUGUGCCAGCCUGAGGUCAUGUCCACUGUGGCUGUGCCAGCCGCCUGGUGCAGUCUUAGCCGAGACUGAAAGGAACAGAGCUUGUGUGGAAGGCCAGGGUGGAAGGCCUCAUCUUACACCUGAAUAACCACACGCCUCCUCUUUCCUUCAUAUAUACCCCUCUUCUUAAGCCUCUAUAUCUCCGAUGAUCUCUCAAAGCUCCCUCUAUCGCUACUCCCCUUUCUCCCUCUCUUUUGUAACUACUGUUUACAUGCUGUAGGUUUGACUGCAAUGAAUGUGAAACAUCAUCGCAGUCCUCCUUAAAGCUGUUAAGGUUGCUUUCAGGAAUAGUAUGUAAUAUCUCUGGACUGUUUAUGGCUUCUGGGUGGAUCAAAACAAUGAAAAGGAAAGUAAACCUAGUCUCUGGUUACAAUAAUGGUUACGAUAACAAAUAAACCGAGUAAUUUAACUCAGUGUUUGGUAAACUGCAAAUGAGCAAACAUGCAUUGCAAAAGCCAAUGUGUAAAAGCCAAUGUUUCUGCAGUUUUCAGCCAAUAAUAUUAAAUCUACUCGGGCAAAGUGCACAACCAGAGACCCAGAGCAGCAACAUCAUGUAAAUGAAAGAAUGUUGUGUAAUAAAUGUUUACGUAAAUGAAGUUUACAGAUCUAGACAAAAUCUGACAUGCUGAGAGUCUUUAAAUAUUUUAGCUUCAAUCAGAACUAAAUGGAUUGUUUAUUGAUAGUACAUAUAUUGGUUGUGGAACAUUUAUAUUGACUGGAAUGAACUCAUGUCCUCUAACACUAAUUCCCAUAAAUCUUUUGUUGUGCAUUUCAUAACCUAAUAUGGUGAAAAGUUCACUGUUUACAAAGAGACUUACACAACAGGAUUUGAAAAUGAACUGUUAAUCUUCAUGAAUUAUAUAACAAUCAAAAUCUCACCACCUCUAAUCAAACAGCCUCAUUAAUAAUUACGGCAUGUAGGUUUGAUGUAUUUGUGAAUGGAAAUUUGUCAAAUUGCUUGUGGGCUCCUGUAUGAUGUGAUCCGGUUCAAGCCGAGGUGAAGCAAAUGUCCACAAUGAUGUGGAAUAUUCCUAGCUGUUUUCUUCCCCAUGAAACUUGGCUUCACUUUCCCCAUUCCUCACGUGAGUGCAUGUUCCAAUGAAUGUCCAGUAACUUAUUUGCUGUAGUAUUUAGAUAUGCUACUUUCAAUGGAUUUUGUGCAUUUCUUAAUUUUAUAUUACUUAAAUUAGGAACACCUGAACUGAGAAAUACAUAAACACUAUAAGAAAUCGAGUAUGAAAUGGCACUUUUAUGGCAUUGUUUAACAGAAAACACUAAUUCUUAUACCUGUGUAUGUUUCCGUAAAAACUAGCUUUCUCUCUUGAAAUUGAUUGUAGAGACUUAUUGCAGGGAUGCAAAUAUUAUAUUUGUCUUAACUUUGUUAUCAUAGAUAAUGUAGUGAUGUAAUUCAAUAGAAUUAAAGGUCUAACGUGA